GAGGUGUGACUGUGGGCGUGGUUCAUUAAACUUAUAGACACACCUACUUAUUAAUGGAGCCAUUCAAAGAAGCUAGAGCUGAUGUCAUUACAGAGUUUAUAGAGGCUGCCAUACACUCCAUACUGUAUGUCAGAGGAGUUUACCCAGCAGCUAUUUUUAAACCCAGAAGAAAAUAUGGGACAACAGUUCAUAUGUGUUGCCAUGCCGAUAUUAAUCAAUACAUAAUUAAAAGUCUAAAGACUGUCCACUCAUUACUACUAGAGGUGAGAAUAUCUAGUGUAUAAUUCUUAAGAGUAUAAGACAAUGCAUAAAUCGUGGUACUCCUAUCUAAUGAUUUCAGUUCAAAUUAUCAAUUGCUCAGAUAAAAACUCCACCAUCAUUAUGUAUUGCACAAUGUAUUACUUGUAGCAGUAGUACACUCGUUUAUUUUUGCACACUCUCAUCAUACACAACUUGUGCAUGCCUACC
Molecule: messenger RNA, 468 nt
Organism: Amphimedon queenslandica
Lineage: Eukaryota; Metazoa; Porifera; Demospongiae; Haplosclerida; Niphatidae
Product: mitotic spindle assembly checkpoint protein MAD2B-like
Exons: 4
Coding region: 54-284 (76 amino acids)
Cellular component (GO): zeta DNA polymerase complex
Source: RefSeq, a predicted model, not a curated record